UGUUCAAAGUUUAAGCACUUGUCCAAAACAUUCACUAAUACUAAUAUGGGAGAGAUUAACGAAGAAGCUAUGAAAAUGGAAGAUGUGUUGUUGCCUGGGUUUAGAUUUCAUCCAACAGACGAAGAGCUCGUGAGUUUCUAUCUUAAGCGGAAGGUUGAAAAUCGCCCACUCUCCAUCAAGCUCAUUACACAGCUCGACAUCUACAAAUAUGACCCAUGGGAUCUUCCAAAAUUUGCGAUGAUGGGUGAGAAAGAGUGGUACUUCUACUGUCCAAGAGAUAGAAAGUAUAGGAACAGCACGAGACCGAACCGAGUGACUGGUGCUGGAUUCUGGAAAGCCACGGGAACGGACAGGCCGAUAUACUCAUCGGACGGAAGCAAAUUCAUUGGCCUGAGGAAGUCACUUGUGUAUUACAGUGGAAAAGCUGCUAAAGGCAUUAAGACAGAUUGGAUGAUGCAUGAGUUCCGUUUGCCUUCUACUUCUUCACACACCCUCGGUGAUACUCAUCAUGUCUCUUCAAACGAUUCAUGGGCAAUAUGCAGAAUAUUAAAGAAGAUAAACACAACGGCUUUUAGAGCUAUCUCUCACUCCUUUGUUUCCUCAUUACCGCAAGACGAAAGCACCCAUAUAAAACCCUAUGAAAAACCAUCAAACACAUCCCAAAUUUCUUCAGACAAGAUCCUCCAAAAUAGUUCUUGCUUCAAGUUUUACAAUGAAGACAUGAAUGUUACCCAACCGAGUUCAUGCUUCGAUCAUAAAGAGGCUACCAAGACUAGUACUUGUACAACUACUAGCCCCUUUUCUUACUUGGAUUUCAGUUCCUCCGACAGUCCUGGCUCUCGUCUAGACCAACAGCACCUGAGAAACCUCUUGCUUUUCCCACAAGAAACACAACCACCUCAGUUCCCAAAGUUCAUUACCAACUACAUGAUCUCGUCAACAGACUCAUCGUUUCUGGAAGAAUACACAAAUCAUAUAGGGGACCUCACUAGUUCGGUAUUGGCCCAAGAACAGUGUCCUGCAUUGGUGAGUCUGCCACAAGAGCACCAUCAUGAGACCCGUUUUGAGGAGAAUAUAUUGAGUAAUACGAAUCCGGAUCAUCAUGCUCUACAUCACUUGCCUUCAAGUAAUGUUGGAGAUCAGAAGCAUCACUCCAUGUUGCUAGAUAAUUACUAUUCCUCAUUGUCUACUUCUUUCUCCAUUACUUGAGAGACGUUAUUCAAUAUAUUUAUGAUAUAACAUGAUCAUAUCCCCAAGAUUUUUAUA
This is a messenger RNA of Capsella rubella, 1266 nucleotides long. Its product is annotated as protein FEZ. The transcript is spliced from 3 exons. Gene Ontology annotation, biological process: regulation of DNA-templated transcription. Lineage: Eukaryota; Viridiplantae; Streptophyta; Magnoliopsida; Brassicales; Brassicaceae. Bases 46 to 1209 code for a protein of 387 amino acids. The record is from RefSeq and is a predicted model, not a curated record. Gene Ontology annotation, molecular function: DNA binding.